Messenger RNA from Thamnophis elegans (Western terrestrial garter snake), 2695 nucleotides. RefSeq names its product ANTXR cell adhesion molecule 1 (gene ANTXR1). The record is from RefSeq and is a predicted model, not a curated record. Bases 259 to 1959 code for a protein of 566 amino acids. Gene Ontology annotation, molecular function: signaling receptor activity. The transcript has 18 exons. Gene Ontology annotation, cellular component: membrane. NCBI's taxonomy places the organism in Eukaryota, Metazoa, Chordata, Lepidosauria, Squamata, Natricidae.
AAUCUGGGGCAAAGCAAAGCCGACGGGAGAAAGGAAGGAAAGACGAGAGCUCGGGAGCUGCCAAGCGCUUUGCAAAGAGUCUGGCGGGCUUGGCUGAGCAGCGGGAGGAGCGAAAGGGCCGAAGGAGAGCCGGCGCUUCCAACGGAGGCAGAGAAGAGCCGUCCCUCGCCCGGGAGGCUGGGCAGGCGCCGCAUGGGCAUCCGCUGAGGGCGCGGGCUGUGCAAGGGGAGCGUCCCGGGACCUUCCUCGGAUCCGGCCAUGGCUCUGGCCGGGCAGCCGCUGCUGGUGCGGGGCUGGCGCUGGCUCUUCCUGGCCGCCCUGGUGCUCCCCUGCGAGGGCCGAGCGGCGCAGCGGGAGGACGGGGGCGCCGCCUGCUACGGGGGCUUCGACCUCUACUUCAUCCUGGACAAAUCAGGAAGUGUCCUACACCACUGGAGUGAAAUCUAUUACUUUGUGGAACAUCUGGCUCACAAAUUUAUAAGCCCCCAGUUGAGAAUGUCCUUCAUUGUCUUCUCCAAUCAAGGCUCAACCCUCAUGGACCUGACAGAAGACAGGGAAAAAAUCCGUCAAGGCUUAGAUGAGCUUCAAAAGGUCUUGCCAGGCGGCGACACCUACAUGCACGAAGGAUUUGAAAGGGCCAGUGAACAAAUUUACCACGAAAACAUUCAAGGUUAUAGGACCGCCAGUGUCAUUAUCGCCUUGACGGAUGGAGAGCUCCAUGAGGACCUUUUCUUCUAUUCUGAACAAGAGGCCAACCGAUCCCGUGAGCUGGGAGCAACGGUAUACUGUGUCGGGGUAAAGGACUUCAAUGAAACUCAGUUGGCUCGAAUUGCUGACAGCAAGGAUCAUGUCUUCCCGGUGAAUGAUGGCUUUGAAGCUCUCCAAGGGAUCAUAGACUCUAUUCUGAAGAAAUCUUGCAUUGAAAUCCUUGCUGCAAAACCUUCCAGCAUUUGUGCAGGCGAGUCCUUCCAAGUUGUGGUGACAGGAAAUGGCUUCCGACACGCACGGAAUGUGGAUCGAGUCCUCUGUAGCUUCAGAAUCAAUGAGACAGUCACGCUCAAUGAGAAACCCUUUGUGGUGGAGGACACCUACUUACUCUGCCCGGCACCUGUCUUACAAGAAGCUGGCAUGGAAGCUGCUCUCCAAGUGAGCAUGAACGAUGGUCUCAGCUUCAUCUCGAGCUCCGUUAUCAUCUCCAGCACACACUGCUCUGACGGGACCAUCCUGGCAAUCAUCUUGCUGAUCCUCUUCAUUCUCUUGGCUCUGGCUCUUCUCUGGUGGUUCUGGCCACUUUGCUGUACUGUGAUUAUUAAAGAGCCCCCACCACCCCCGAUGGAAGACAGCGAGGAGGAAGACGAUGAUGGACUUCCCAAGAAGAAGUGGCCCACGGUGGAUGCUUCCUAUUAUGGUGGGCGUGGAGUUGGGGGCAUUAAGCGGAUGGAGGUCCGGUGGGGAGAAAAGGGAUCGACCGAAGAAGGGGCGAAGCUGGAGAAGGCCAAGAACGCCCGCGUCAAGAUGCCAGAGCAAGAGUACGAAUUCCCAGAGCCAAGGAGUCUCGGAAGCGGCAUACGCAGGUCCUCCUCGCCCCAUAAGUGGUAUUCUCCUAUCAAGGGAAAGCUAGAUGCCCUCUGGGUUCUCCUGAGGAAAGGCUACGACCGGGUGUCCGUCAUGCGACCACAGCCAGGAGACAAGGGACGCUGCAUUAACUUCACUCGAGUGAAGACCUCCCAGGCACCCCCCAAGUACCCGCUCAACAACACCUACCGCCCUCCAUCCCCACCUCCUGCCCCUGCUUACAACCCUCCACCCCUUGCCCCCAUCUACACCCCACCGUCCCCAAGCUCACCCACGCCCCCCACCCCUUCCCCACCUUCCACACUGCUUCCGCCCCCGCCUCAUGUCCCUCCCCCCAAUCGGGCUCCUCCCCCUUCCCGCCCCCCUCCCCGCCCUUCCAUCUAAAGGCCCAGCCCCUCCCUUCCCCAGAAGCACUUCUCCAGCCGUUUUCCACGGUACUCUUCCAAUUCCAUGAACAGAAGUGGCCUUUGCGUUCUGGGCAACAAAAAGAAGAAACUGGUUUUAUUGUUACUCUUUUUAAAAAACAAAAACAAAAAAAACCCUGAUGCCUCAACUGGACCAGAAAUCUCAAACCACCUGUUUUCAGUUCUAAAAGAAUCUUUGCAAAUCAUAAGAAGGAAGAAGGAAGGAAGGAAGGAAGGAAGGAAGGAAGGAAGGAAGGAAGGAAGGAAGGAAGGCUGCGUGAUAAAGAUGGGAAAGAAUGGCAUCUCUGGGCAAAGCCAGUAGUCCCUGGAAAAUGGAUUUCCCCAUAAAUUACUGGUGGGAUUCUUCUUGGGGUCACAGAAUCCACCUCAGCACAACAAAAGGCGAUUCCUACCAACUGGGCCGAUGCUGCUGGAAUCUCCUACCAGGGGGAUGAUAUCUUUCAUGGGCCUGAACUUGUGUUGUGUUGCUGCAAGAAAUACAGGAUACGGCUACGGAUGGAGAGCAGAAGGACAGCGGGGCCUUCCAACUUUGCAAAAUCGAAAAGAAAACCAUGUAGCUCUUCAGCUAAGGACAGGCAAUCGAAGAAGUUGGAGAGCCAGACUAGGAUGGGAAGAAGUCCAAUCAUCCUGGGCCAAUUUUCUCAACACCUGAAAGCAUCAAGGAGUUGAUUUUAUAGGAAAAACCACAAAGCCGC